AUUACAACUGCAAACAUGAUGCUGUGUACAUUUUUUAUAUUUAUUUUGCUAAAACAAUCCCUGCAAGACUGCAUCAUUGACGAUACAACACCCGUUAAUGUCUGGGAGCAACGUCUCCACAAAGAUCUUAAGCUGAAGCCUGAACUGUCGAACAUACCUUGCGACCGCAACGGCGUAGAAGUAAAACUGCGGCUCAACUUAAAAUGGUUUAAUUACGACAGCAACCAGGGAGCAUUCGCCAUUUAUAGUUGGGUGAUGUUAACAUGGAACAAUAACAAAAUUACCUGGAACCCUGCAGAUUAUAACGGACUGAAUGAAACCCUCAUAUUGAACUCUGACAUGUGGUACCCCGAAAUAAAAUUGAUGAAUUCCAUAGAUUCAGAGCAGUCAGUGCAUUUCUUCUUCGAACAAUGUGCGAUCAGGAGUAGUGGUGAAAUUUUCUGCAUCUACAAAAUGGUUGACAGUGCAAUUUGCAAUAGCGAUUUGACUAAAUGGCCGUACGACACGCAAUCUUGCAGUGUUAAGUUCGGAGUAUGGAAAAAUAAGAAUAACACAGUGAGACUUAAAACGGCUGGACGUGCUGUACGUAUGAUUGGUGCUGAUUACGGAAUGGAGUGGGAUAUAAUAGAUUACAAGCAAGAGGAGAAUCAGGGAGCGGAGACCCAACUAACAAUGACAUUUGUGAUAGAGCGACACGCGGAGACGGUAGCUGCUACGCUCAUUUAUCCAUCUAUAGCACUUUCUACAUUAUCAAUAGUUUCUUUUACUUUGGAUGUGAGAAGAAUGACACGUUUCGGACUCGUCUGUUUUAAUAUAGCGAAUCAUUUUUCAUUCUUGACAGAGUUGCAGGAGAAUAUGCCUGGUCAUAGUUUUUACACGCCUAGUGUUUUGUUCUAUUACCGAGGCUCGAUGUUGACCAACAUAUUCCUUUUUCUCUUGACUCUUAUGUUGGCUGGUAUGUGCAAGAGAGAGAAGGUGCCUCCCCUUUGGGUCUCUUUCGUUAAUGAUAUCGUAUACAAAGGCCGAGGGAAGAUGCUGGUUUGGCCUAAAUGGGAAUCGGAGGUGGGUGCCAACGAAUUCGCUGAACAGUGGACUAAUUUUGCAAAUAUAAUUAACAGUGUAUUCUUUAUUGUUACUGUUAUUGUUUAUGUGUGUCUAUAUUUUGUUUAUAUGCCCCAACCACCGCCAUUAAAUUAUUAAAAAAAAUGUGUUUUUCGCAAUAAAUUAAAACUUUUUAAUAUGUUUUUGUAGUAAUCGGUAACAUAGCAGAAUAUCGAUAAAGAAUCUGUUUAUGCUGUGGCAAAUAAAUGUUGUAUUAUUUUGUUUUAAAUUACUCAAAUUAUGAAGUUUUCAAUUACACCGCUUAAUAAUUA
Molecule: messenger RNA, 1373 nt
Organism: Manduca sexta (tobacco hornworm)
Lineage: Eukaryota; Metazoa; Arthropoda; Insecta; Lepidoptera; Sphingidae
Product: acetylcholine receptor subunit beta-like 1
Exons: 1
Coding region: 16-1200 (394 amino acids)
Biological process (GO): signal transduction; monoatomic ion transmembrane transport; regulation of membrane potential
Cellular component (GO): membrane; neuron projection; synapse
Molecular function (GO): extracellular ligand-gated monoatomic ion channel activity; neurotransmitter receptor activity; transmembrane signaling receptor activity
Source: RefSeq, a predicted model, not a curated record